AUGGAUCCCAGUUUCUGUGUUGAUUCUGCACAACAGUCAUGGAUCCUUUGCUGCCAUUGCGGCACUCCAAUCCAGCCAAACUCUGCUAAUAUGUGCAUUUCAUGUCUCAAAAGUCGAGUGGAUAUAACAGAGGGAAUAUCAAAGCAAAUUGCAAUACAAAAUUGCCGUUCUUGCGAGCGCUAUUUGCAUCCCCCCACUCAAUGGCUGGUUUGCCAGCCAGAAUCGAAGGAGCUAUUGUCGUUGUGUUUGAAGCGGCUAAAGCUAGGAUCUGGAUCGGCCUUAAAUAGCGUCCGUUUGGUUGAUGCGGGGUUUCUCUGGACAGAGCCUCAUUCUCGUCGUCUGAAAUUGAAGAUUACAGUUCAAAAGGAAGUUCUUGCGUCCACCGUUUUGCAGCAGACAUUUCCGGUCGAAGUGGUGAUAUGUAACCAACAAUGCAUUAACUGUGCAAAGGUUAUGGCAAAAAACAUGUGGAACACCAGCGUGCAAGUCAGACAAAAGGUCUCGCAUCAAAGGACCUUCCUCCAUUUGGAACAACUGAUCUUAAAAUGCAAAGCACAUUCCGACUGUGUAAAUAUUAAAAAGGUGCCGCAUGGGCUGGACUUUUUUUUCUCAUGCAGAACACAUGCGAUUAAGUUUAUCGAUUUCCUGGAAUCGGUGGCACCCGUAAAGACAAAGUCUUCCGAACAGCUUUUGUCUCAUGAUAUCCAUUCGGGCCAUUCGGCAUAUAAAUUUACCUUUUCCGUGGAGCUUCUUCCCAUUUGCAAAGGCGAUCUGAUUUGCCUACCCCCAGCCAUGGCGCGCCAGGCUGGAAUUUCAUCGACGCCGCUGGUUCUGAUCACAAAGGUUGGAAAGCUGUCCGUUGCAAUGGUUAAUCCAGCAACUUUGAAGAUAACGGAGCUACCUGCAGGUGAAUUUUGGCACCAUUCCAAGAAGAUUCAGCCGCUAUUUUCAUAUUCUGAUUUGAAGAAAUUUGUGGUUUUGGAUGCUACCCCUCUUUAUGAUCUUGCCCCGCCCCAGUCAGACCCCUCAUCGUUUCUUUUGGCCGACGUAGAAGUUGGCAAAGAAAGUGAUGGGUUUUCCACCACUAGCCUUAUCCGAACGCAUUUGGGAAGAAUCUUGGCUCCAGGUGAUCAUGUCCUUGGCUAUGACCUCAAUACUUCCAAUCCAAAUAACGACGAUUUUUCCAAUAUAGAAGACUCUCUGCCUCAGCUGAUAUAUUUGGUAAAGAAAUUCCAUCCACAAACAGCUUCAAGGCGAAAAAAUCGAUCCUGGAAGCUCAAACAUCUUAAAUCGGAAAUUAGGGAUGAGGGCUCUGAAGAAACAAGCUCAACCGCGUCCAUGAGCAUUGUAGCAUCCAAUACGAAGAAGCAAAAGAAAAAUUCUUCUAAGCAGCUAGUACAGAUGGAGCAAGAGGAAGAAGAUCUGGAAAUAUUUAUGCAAGAGAUUGAGGAAGACAGCGAGUUAAGAUCUCAAUUUAAUCUCUAUAAGGCAAGAGAUUCACGCUACGAACAUUUAGAAGAGGAAGGAGAACUCCAGGAUGCACAUGAAAUCGACAUUGCAGAUCUUUUGGACGAUCUUUCUAUUGCUUCUGAUGAGGAAUAA
This is a messenger RNA of Mitosporidium daphniae, 1602 nucleotides long. RefSeq lists its product as uncharacterized. The coding region runs from base 1 to 1602 and encodes 533 amino acids. The record is from RefSeq and is a predicted model, not a curated record. Gene Ontology annotation, molecular function: ribosomal large subunit binding. NCBI's taxonomy places the organism in Eukaryota, Fungi, Microsporidia. Gene Ontology annotation, biological process: ribosomal large subunit export from nucleus. Gene Ontology annotation, cellular component: cytoplasm; nucleus. The transcript has a single exon.